Messenger RNA from Rhopalosiphum padi (bird cherry-oat aphid), 2074 nucleotides. RefSeq lists its product as uncharacterized. Lineage: Eukaryota; Metazoa; Arthropoda; Insecta; Hemiptera; Aphididae. The record is from RefSeq and is a predicted model, not a curated record. The transcript has 2 exons. Bases 990 to 1841 code for a protein of 283 amino acids.
UCGAGAGGACGGGUUUCAUAAAAUUAAAUUUACCUUAUAAAUCCUAGUUCCACCACUGCAUACUGAUAAUUUUUUGUAGUUAGAAAUAUAUAUAUGCUAAUUAGUACUUAGUAGACUAAUAUAUUAUCUUCGCACAGAAUUGUUUUUCAUGUGCAAUAAUUUAUCGUUUAAUUCAAAUUUGUACCUACUUUCCACUUUUUUUAUAUUUUUCUUAUUAUUCAUUGAUUCGUAUUUGUACAUUUAUACUCAUUUUCUAUAUUAUAUAUUUAUGAUUAUACGAUAUAGGUAUUGAAUUGACAUUUUUAAUUUGUAUUGUUCUUUCUGAAUUUUAUCUUCCCUUUCUGUGUUUAUAAAUAUAAUAUUUCCGGUAGUUACCCAUUUGCGCCAAAAAAAAUUGAUUCGUUUUGGGUAUAGCCCAUUUGCGCCAAAUUUACCUGUUUAAACAUUUUACAUUAAAUAAUUGGUUAAAUCGUAUAUUUAAAAGACGUUGUUUCUGUAACGUACUAACGUAUAAUAAAGUUAUUUUUAUAUAAGUCUGUAGAUUUUAAAGCUUUAUUGUAUAUUAUUGCGUAAAUUGUAGAAAGAUUGAAAACAAGUUUUAUAUCAGUUUUAUUAUAUUUUAGGAUGUAGAUAAUCUGUUAUCGGAUUUAGGUAUCGUCGUUCGUUAAAAAAACGAUCGCAGUGUGAUUUUAUCAGACAUUCGUUUCGUUAUACUAUUCAUGUCUAAAUAAUAUUCUUGUCUAUAAUUAUAUAAUUACGUUAUACCAUAUAUUUAUUUAUAUUUAAAUCAUUUGAAUAAUAAAAAUGGAGUUCAUUACAAGCACUAAAGGGAAAAAAAUUAUUGUAGAAAAUGGCCAUAAGUAUGUUUUGGCAUAUACAUUUGCUAAAAAUGUUGAACGGUGGCGUUGUUCAAUUAAAAUAUGCCCAGCGAAAAUAUUAAUACAAGACGGAAAUAUUAUUAAAAAGCAUGAUGAACAUAAUCACGAAAAAUGUUCAACUAUUGCACGACAAAAUGUAGCUGCGGCAUGCAAGCGUGUGGCUGUCGAAGAUCGGAAGAUAUAAGUAUUCAUCCUAGAAAAAUGAUUUUAACUGAAAUGAAUAAUUAUAUGACUAAUUCAGAUUUCACUGUGUCUGAUGUAUCUGCUAUACGAAAAAGUAUUUACCAUGCUCGUCAAAAAUCUCUUCCUUCAAAUCCUAAAUUUAUGUCUGAUGUUCAUAAAACAUUAAAUAUAGUAGGAAUAAGUAAGUAUAUAUUUACUUGCUAUGAAAAUUUAAAAUUUUUAUGUAAAUCCGAAACAAUAUACAUUGAUGGAACUUUUUCGUACUGCCCAAAAUAUUUUACACAAUUUUUUGUAAUUUAUGGAUUUAUCAAUGAAUAUUAUGUACCAUUAGUAUUUUGUAUUUUAAAUAAUAAAUCGACAAAAACGUAUGAAUGUGCUUUAUUAUAUGUCAAAAAUAAAGCAAUGCAAAAUUUCGGUUUAAUGUUAAAACCAAAAUAUGUCACUGUUGAUUUCGAAUUAGCUAUACAUCUCGCUGUGAAAUCAGUAUGGCCAUUAUCCGAAAUUAUAGGCUGUCGUGUUCACUUGACUCAAGCCUGGUACAGGAAAAUUCAAGCGCUAGGGUUAACUUCAGCUUAUAAAGAUAACAAGUGGUUAAAAUUUACAUUUGGUUUAACUUUUCUCGAUCCAAAUGAAGUUUCCGAUUGUUUUGUAGAAGAUUUUAUGCAUGAAAUUCCUGAUUAUCCAAAAUACCGGGAGUAUGCGGAUUAUUUAGUAGAUAACUACAUUGGAGAAAUUCAAAGUUCCCUCCAAACAUUUGGGCUGCAUUUGCAGCUGAUUUAACUAGAACAACCAAUAACUGUGAAUCUUUUCAUUCACACUUCAAUGAACAAUUUUAUAAAUCACAUCCUAAUAUUUUUACAUUUUUAGAAAUUUUAAUUAAAACAGUUCAAAUUGAUGUUUAUAUUAAAAUCAAUAAUAUAAAAAAAAUAUACCUAACCCCAAAAAUUCACAAGUUAAAAAAAGAUUAAAAACUACUCUAAAAGCAAUACAAAAUUAUAAAAACAAAAAAUCAA